Messenger RNA from Colletotrichum godetiae, 1445 nucleotides. Its product is annotated as SMAD/FHA domain-containing protein. Gene Ontology annotation, cellular component: nucleus. The record is from RefSeq and is a predicted model, not a curated record. NCBI's taxonomy places the organism in Eukaryota, Fungi, Ascomycota, Sordariomycetes, Glomerellales, Glomerellaceae. Gene Ontology annotation, molecular function: protein binding; mRNA binding. The coding region runs from base 240 to 1295 and encodes 351 amino acids. The transcript has a single exon. Gene Ontology annotation, biological process: mRNA splicing, via spliceosome; maintenance of RNA location.
AAUUCCUACCUUCUCCAUUGCGACUUGGAUACAACAUUGUCGACAUUGCGAAUUCAGAACAGUCACUGGCACUCCCGAGCUGCCCAUUGCUUCCGCUCGAAUUAUCAGUCUGCGAGAGAGUCUCAUUGCGCAGUGGAAACAGGAGCUUGAGCCUAACCACCGCUCCCGUAGUCAGCAAUUGUGUAGGAGAUUCCCACCUCCAAACCUCGCCUGGUCCCAAGUCAAAAUCACACGAAAGGAUGGGUUCCGACGAGGAGAACCGUGGCCAGCGAUCACGACGCAGCCGCCACGACGACCAAGACGACGACGAAAGGCCGCGCCGAGAACGAGACACCGCAGAUCGCGACAGCCACCGCCGCAGACGCAGCAAAGACCGGAGCGACAACCGUGACCGCGACCGCGACCGCGAUCGCGGCUCAGACAGACCACCGCGCAAAGAACGACGAAGAUCCCGAUCCCGAGACAGACGCGAGACCUCCCGCCGCUCGCGCUCACCAGACCCCUCCACGCGGAAACGUUCCCGCUCACGAGGAGACCGCGACCGCAGCGAUCGCGACAGACACAGGCGAAGGCGAUCCCCCCACGCCGACGACAAUGACCGCAGUAGCAGGGACAAAGACUCCCGUCGCCGCCGGCACCGCGACCGCAGUUCAGCCUCCGACUCGGAAGACGACGCCAACUCCAACUCCAAAUCCACAAAACGCAAACGCCUAACCGCACCCACAAGCCCCAUCCGCCGCACCGGGCCCCUCCCAGACCAAGACGCCUCCUUCGCCGUCUCCAAAGGCGAAGAACCCGAAAAGCCAAAAGAGAAACCAAACCUCCGCACAACAGGCCUCCUCGCAGCAGCCUCAAACUCAAUCCAGCAAGCCGACGGCACCUCCAUUGCGCUGAAAUACCACGAACCCGCCGAGGCGCGCAAACCGCCCGUCCGCGACCAGUGGAAGCUCUUCGUCUUCAAGGGAGCCGACGUCGUCGACACGGUGGACCUGAACCUCCGCAGCUGCUGGCUGAUGGGUCGCGAAGCAGCCGUGGUGGAUUUCGCGGCCGAGCACCCGAGUAUUAGCAAGCAGCACGCCGUGAUCCAGUUCCGGCACGUGGAGAAGAGGAAUGAGUUUGGGGACCGGAUUGGGAAGGUGAAGCCGUACCUGAUUGAUCUCGAGAGCGCCAACGGGACGGUGCUAAAUGGGGACAAGGUUGCCGAGAGUCGGUAUUAUGAGUUGAGGGAUAAGGAUAUGAUUAAGUUGGGGCAUAGUACGAGGGAGUACGUUCUCAUGCUGGCGCCGAAGGACUAGAUACCAGAAACUGGAGAUUUGCUGUGGCCGUGGGACAGCUUGCGACACUUGUGAGGUUGCGGGUCUUGGACACUGUAGAAGUAUCGUUUGUCGUCAAUAGAGACGAAGACCACCAAUUUACAGUCACAUGAAGAGAUUAAUCAUGCGGUU